AAAGUACUCCUCCGUCCCUCAUUCCUCCUCCACCAGCUACAGCUUAAAAGUUAAAACCCAGACUUUCACCUAAUUUACCCCCAAAUUCCCAACCAAAUAGAGGAGACGUAUACUUCCAGCAUCAACCAAACAACUGUUUUAUCCUUUACCAAACAAACAGCGCUUCCAAGUAAUUUUUUGCAAUGGCUUUGAGUUUGCGGCUGCCAUCAAUGAGGAUUCUUGGGCUUUCUUUGGCUUUGAUCGCAAUUCAAUUUUCAUUGUCUGCGGCUUUGAUCGCCACCCAGGACAUCAACCCUCCUUACCCUAAAGCCAUAUCUGAUUUGAGGGAUGCGAUUGUGAAGGGAUUAGGAUUUCAAGCUGAGGAUUUUACGAUAUCCGGGUUCGAUUUAAGGGACGCACAAGUGGGUAGAUCUGUGGCUUAUGAAUUUGACAUUGAGGUUGAUAAUAAAGUUCUUCCUUUUAAGCUUUUGGAGGAUGUAAACAACUGGGAUUAUGUAGAUUUACCUAUAUUUCGAGCUGAUCAUGCUGUGAAAAAUGGCUUGGUGGAGAGGCAGAAGUUGGAUGAUCAGAUGCCAGUCUUGGCUCCAUUUCAGUUGGCAGGCCCCAUGGAAAUUUGGAUUCAGGAUGCCAAGGACAUGAGGAUUUCACUGCCGCAUGAUGUCGAUGCUGGUGUUCUGAAGAAAGUGAUAUUGGCAGAUGGUGCUGUGGUCACUGUUAAGGGUGCUAGAUCUGUCAGCCUGCGUCACCCAAUUGAGCUUCCACUUCCCUUAAAUAGGACAAGUAACAGUUUUGCCUCAGGUCUUCUAACUCUUGCGGAACGCCUACGUUAUGCUUCUCGCACUCAGGGUAGCCCCCUGCUCUCCCUUCGCAUAGUUGGUGCAACAUCGCUGACAUCCCCAACCUCAUCAACACCUUCUACCACUAACAAGCUUAAGCUUAAGCGGCUUGCACCUGGCCUUGUGGAACUAUCAUCAGCAUCAAAAGUGAAAGUUGUGGAUGCUGUCUCCACAGUUGAUAUGGAAGGAGAAGCUACUGCCCUUCUUACUCCUAAUCAUUUCUCUACAUUGUGGCCUGUUGCAUCCAUCAAUGGGUCAAACCCAAACUUGCUUGGCUUCGAGUCGCUGCUCUCCUCUGUACUGGGUCCCAAAGCAAAUAAAAAGGGUUCUUUUAAGUUGUUGAAGGCAGAUAUAUCAGCUCAGACAUUUGUCAAGAUAGGUUUUGGAGUAGAGAAGAAACUAAAAGAAGGAGAUCAGCAGUUAAAUUGGGAAGAUAUUCCAGCCUGGAGGACAAAACCUGAGACAGUAAGAAUGCAUUUUGAAGUGUUGGCCAAGGUGGAUGGCGACAAGAUUGUACCAGAGAAAGUUAUGCAGGUUAAUCCAGUUAUUGUGGAGGAUGCUGUGGCACCAAAUGUGCUCAUGGGCAACACGACCAUGUCAAAUACUCCUGUUGUUCACCCACCUCAAAAUCCUUUCAGCCUGUGAGUUUAAGGUGUCUAGUUUAUCGAGAGAGUGUAAAGAAGAAAUUUUUCUCUUUUUCUUCAGUUUUCUCCUUUUUUUAUUUUUUUCCUGUACUGAGGCUUUGGUCGUAAUAGUAAUGAAGACCAUUGCCUGAGGGCUAUUAGAUACUGUAAAAGCUCAUUAAAGAAGAACAAAAGGGCUUGAUAGUGUAAAGUUUGUGAAUAUGAUCAAGAUAUUUCCUUUAACUAUUUCA
Coffea eugenioides is the source of this 1710-nucleotide messenger RNA. RefSeq lists its product as uncharacterized. Bases 183 to 1481 code for a protein of 432 amino acids. The transcript has 3 exons. The record is from RefSeq and is a predicted model, not a curated record. Lineage: Eukaryota; Viridiplantae; Streptophyta; Magnoliopsida; Gentianales; Rubiaceae.